Pseudogymnoascus destructans is the source of this 988-nucleotide messenger RNA. RefSeq lists its product as uncharacterized. Lineage: Eukaryota; Fungi; Ascomycota; Leotiomycetes; Thelebolales; Thelebolaceae. Bases 414 to 794 code for a protein of 126 amino acids. The transcript has 2 exons. The record is from RefSeq and is a predicted model, not a curated record.
UGUGGCAGACUUUGAUAGGGUGCUAAGCAAAUAUUUUAUGGGGAUGUGGACAGCAGAAUAGGUCGCUAAAGAAGUCCAGGAUUAGUUGCCUAUGUAAUACAAUCUUGGGCAAAAACUCGAUAUACCCAGUAAACUGGUUAACGAGCCAAUGAGAGGCGUACUCUCAUUUGAGAGUAGGUGCUCUCAUAUGGCCUUUUUGAAGCAAUUGAGCUGGCAAUAUACCAGCUCAAUUGCAUGGGAAGUCGGGGGUCAAUUGAGACCCCCAAACCUCCUCCCCCUUCCCUUCCUCCCCUCCACCGAACCCCGCUGACACCUCCCAGGCUCCCUCCCUCCUCCGACCCCCUCGAAACCCCCCUCGGAAGCUCUCGCGCAAGGCACAAACUCCCCUGCCUCCCCCGCCCCUGCCUCCUACGAUGGCCUCGCUAGCCGAACUCGCUGCCCCUGUCGACGGUAGCGAGUUCCUCGACUUGGACGCUUGGUCCCGCGCCCUGGACGACUGGGCCGUCAAGGAGAAGUUCUCCUGGCGGCUCCAGAGGAGGGACAAAGAUGGGGCAACCGCCGUUUGUCCCGAGGAGGGCUGUGCCUGGCAUGUCCGAGCCAGCCCCGACGAUGAGCAAUGGAAUCCCCCGCAGCCGACCGCGAAAAGAGAGGGUUCGGAGGGAGGAUGCCCGGCGUCCUCGAAGACGCCGGGCUCGCCGGGAUCACGGAGGACUUCUGCCGCUUGGGGCAGUCAUUGCCGCUGUGCCGGACUUGGUCCGCACACGCUGCGGCACCUGCGGCGAGCCUGGGCAUAAUGCCAGGACUUGCCGCAGGCCUCAUAAUUGACCCGUUCUCAUAUGAGAACGGGGGGAGUUUCUAGAUUGGGCUUGGGCGGGUCACGUGGGAUGGAACUGGGUAUAUAGAAUUUAUUUAUUGUUUUACUGGGUAUAUGGAGUUUUUGCCCUACAAUCUUUCUACACUAACUCCGUAAUGCAUCACUAUAAUAGGU